Messenger RNA from Arachis ipaensis, 1695 nucleotides. RefSeq names its product putative F-box/FBD/LRR-repeat protein At5g22670. The record is from RefSeq and is a predicted model, not a curated record. Lineage: Eukaryota; Viridiplantae; Streptophyta; Magnoliopsida; Fabales; Fabaceae. Gene Ontology annotation, molecular function: protein binding.
CCCUUUUUUAAAAUGUUUAAUUUCCAGGUUUUUGUUGAGUCUUUAAUUGUUAUUACAGUGGCGCGCACUUAACUGAUUUUGGAUUGAGGUGCCGAAAGAAGAGUAAGCGGUUGCAUUCCGAAUGCCUCGGCUACUUUUCCGUUUGCUAGGGAAAGCUCUUUGGUGCCUUGGCCUUUUGAAGAAGCGCAAAAAUGCAUCGCAAUGGAAGGGAAAAGGGAGAGGGAAAAGUUGAGAGCAGCUUCAGUAUAUGUGAUCUACCAGAUGCGAUUCUCCAGCUUAUCAUAUCCUCCCUUCCCACAAAAGAAGCAAUUCAAACGAGUAUACUCUCCAAAAGAUGGGAGCAUCUAUGGAGGGAUAUCUCCAAGAUUGAGUUGAAAGAGGGAAAACCCGAGGAAAGGCAGCAAUUCAUGCAAUUUGUGACCGGAUUGCUUGUAGCUUGUAAUUGCUCCAUUCUUGAGAAGUUUUCUCUGUCAUGCAAGGUUGGUAAGGAUGCUUCUCGGGUUAAUGAGUGGCUAUGUAGUUUCAUCAACCCUAAGAUUCAAGAACUAUGUCUUCACCUUGAAGAGAUUGAGGAACCAUUGGUCUUCCCUGACCAACUGUUUACCUGUGCCACAUUGACAAAGUUUAAAUUGGAUAUGCUGCAUGUCUUGAAGCUUCCUUCUUCCGUUCAUUUUCGGUGCCUUCGGACUUUGACUUUGUCUAACAUUAUACUCCCUGAUAGUUCUUCAGCACAACAGCUUUUCUAUGGUUGCCCAGCCUUGGAGGAUUUGUCCCUAAUCAAUUGCAAUUUGAAGAAUGUUCGAGCUGUUUGUAUUUAUUCUCCCUUGCUUCGACGGAUUUAUAUACAGGAGAAUGAAGAUAAUAUGUUGUAUGAUGAGGAUGAUUAUGAGAUAGGUCUUCUGAGUGAUACAAUUCGCUGCAAAGUACUGAUUGUUGGACCUAAUCUGAAGUCAUUUACUUAUCACGGCGAUGGAAUGAACGAUUUUUUCUUAUAUUAUUCAACCGUGAUUGAUGCCUCAAUUCAGGUUAAUUACGUCUGGUAUGUAGCUUCAGGCGAUUUCACGUUCAGAUUUCUCAACAUGCUCCCAAAUGUGGAGAAGCUUUCUAUAUCUGGGGAUUCUAUUGAGGCACUCAGCGAAAGGAUGUCUUUCAGACUACCUUUAUUUUGUAAUUUGGGUGAACUAGAUUUGAACCUAGGCAAGCCCAUAAAGUUGUUCAAUGGGUAUGAAGAAUUACUGACACUAUUGCGAAACUCGCCCUGUCUUCGGGUUCUUAGAUUUCAGGGAGCAGUUUCGCUUGAUAAACGGGAUGCAAAUUGUAUAUUUGAUCCCUUGCCUGUGUGUUUUAGUACAACCCUGAAGACGAUUGAGAUCAGUGGCAUUACUGGGAAAGAAGAAGAACUAUUUGCAAUAGAAAUAUUGUUGCAAGCGGCAUCAGUGUUGGAUAAACUUUGUAUUAAGUGUUAUUGGUUUUCGUUUGAUUUGAAUGACAAGGGUAUAGGAUUAAAAAGGUCAGAGGAGUUGUACAAGCAUAUCUUAAAGUAUCCUAAGAGGUCAAAGGAUUGUGAGAUAGAACUUGAGUAUAGUUGAGCUAUUAAACUUUCUGACUUAUGUUUUGAUGCAGCUGUAGAAUUUAAAGACUAGCCAUCCUAACAUCACAAAUUAUGUAUUUUCCAGCAAUCUUAAAAUUUGCUCA